Molecule: messenger RNA, 3989 nt
Organism: Misgurnus anguillicaudatus (oriental weatherfish)
Lineage: Eukaryota; Metazoa; Chordata; Actinopteri; Cypriniformes; Cobitidae
Product: E3 SUMO-protein ligase ZBED1
Molecular function (GO): DNA binding; protein dimerization activity
Source: RefSeq, a predicted model, not a curated record
CCGCCAGGUGCGUAUAUAAGGCGCACGUGCAAAUAAGGAAAUCAGCUUCUGUUCGCUGAGAAAGCCGGAAGGUGACCGGCCUAAACAGCAGGUGGCAGCACCUGUGGCAACGGGACGUGACGUCUCCGUUCCCUCCUUCAGGGAACGAGGGUUACAUCCGUAACCGAGACGUUCUGCACUUUUUAUUUCAAUAUUUCUCUUUAUAUAAAUACUAUUUUGUACUUAAAUCUAUAAUUUCAUUAUUUUACUAACCCAACUAACUCAUCUGCGCUUUCCGAUAGGUUGCACGUAAGGGGAAAAGUAUAGCUUUCUUCCCCUUCAGAAGAGUUCUGCACUUUUAAACUUUAAAAAAAUAUCUCUUUACAAAAAAAAAAAUUUUUCUUCUAUUUAAAAGCUGUAAUUUCGUUAUUUUACUAACCCAACUAAUGACUCCUCCGCUUUCCAAUAUAUUGCACGUAGAUAUCUGUGUAUAUGUGCCAUCACGCGUCUUCAGCACCGCGGGGAGCAGCCAGCACUCCAAUGUGCAGCUUAUUAAUACCAGACAAAGUUGGUAUUUCUAUCCAGAAACAUUGAAAUUUAUACAUGGUCCGUGUAACGUAAUUUAAAUCCCGCGUCUUGGCCUUAUUGUUUUUUUUUUUGUUCUUGACGUUCGCUGAAUUCAGUGCAGUAUAGCCACAAAGCUAUUUAACAAUGAGCACAAUCUCCCGAGACACUACAACAUGCUACUAAUAAUUCAUUAAUAAGAGCUGUUUUCUUGUACACAAUUAAAUAUUUUAAGUAGUGCUGUCAAAAUUAGCGCGUUAACGCAUGCGAUUAAUUUGAAAUAUUUAACGCGUUAAAAAAAAUUAACGCAAUUAACGCGGUUGCAGUUUUUUUUAUUUCCGGUUGUGGCCCAUGUGUGUUCAACGUGCAAAGAAAUAUGGAUAAGACCAAGGAAGGAGUUUUAGACGGAAAGUUUCAAUAUAAAACUCUGCCGGAUGGUUCUGUGGAUAAAACAAAAGUAAUCUGUGCAUUUUGCAAAGCCGAAUUUAAUUACCACAGAAGUAAUUCGUCUUUGGCAUAUCACUUAAAAGCAAAACACCCCACCGAAACCAUCUCUACGGGGCCUCGCCAAUGUAAAUUGCAGGAGUGCGUUCAUGGUAAAAUGACAAGAUCUGUAAGUGAUAAGGUAAUGAAUGCUUUGGUUAGUUGGAUAGCUAAAAACUGCCGACCCAUCAACAUAGUAGAUGACGAUGGACUGCGGGACAUCAUAAGAACUGCAUCCGGAGACGCCUCAUACAAUAUGCCCUCAAGAGGAACCAUCAUGUCAAAAAUACACACUUUGUAUGACGAUGAGAAGGCACGGAGGAUGAACACAUUACAGCAAGCGACACACAUCGCACUGACAGGGGACCACUGGACUUCUGUGAGCAAUGACAACUACUUAGGCAUCACAGCGCACUUCGUUGAUAAAGAAUGGAAAUUGCAUUCAUUCGCACUAACCGUGUCUAAAACUGAGGAACGACAGUACGCUGAGGCAUGUGCGGAUCAUUUUCUCGAUGUGGCAAGGGAAUGGGAAAUCGAGGACAAGUUAAGCACACUUGGCACUGACAGUGCUCGUAAUAUGGUUGCUGCCGCGAGACUACUUCCAUUUGAACACCUGCCCUGCACGGCCCACAUUUUGCAACGAACUGUCACAGUUUCCAUUCACGGCAGUGGAUUUGAAAGUGUCCUAGCUAAAUGUCGCAAGAUCGUUGGGCAUUUUAAGCAUAGUCCAUCCAACGCUCACGAACUAAUGGAACAGCAAGUUGCAUGUGGACAGAAACAAGAAUCUCUCGUUCAGGACGUUACGACUAGAUGGAAUUCUACCCUAGAGAUGGCCAAGCGAAUUCAGCGAAACAAAUCUCCACUGACCACUACCCUGGCUCAGCAAAAGAGCAAUGUUGCCAUGUUGACUACACAGGAGCUCGCCAAACUGCAAAAGCUGGAGGAACUACUUGAACCUUGCAGAUAUGUAACUGAACUGCUGGGAGGAGAGCAGUACAUCUCCUGCUCAGUGGUAUUGCCAGCCUUGUGCCACUUGUUCAAAAUUAUGGAGUCCACAGAGGAUGAUCCAGCCUAUGUAGUAAAAUUCAAAAAUGAUUUUACUUCAGACCUAUCUAAAAGGAAGGACAACACUAAUCUCACAUGGCUGAAGAUCGCUACUGCAAUUGACCCAAGGUUUAAAGACCUAAAGUGUCUUCCCAAAGAUGAAAGGAAUGAGGUGUGGGCUUCACUAAGCAAGCUGUUAAUGGCACAGAGUCCUGGAAAACAAGAGUCUAAAGAGACAACAGACCAACAGCCACCAAAGAAGAGAAGGAUCUCCGUCUUGCUGGUUUCUUCUGAUUCAGAGUCAGAUGAAGAAGAAGAGUCCAUAGAACAGUGUCUUAACCGCUACAAAGCAGAGCCCAAAUUGCACAUGGAGGGUUGUCCACUACAGUGGUGGAAAAAGAGAGAAGCAACACAUGCAAGGCUGGCACCAAUAGCAUGCAAGUAUCUGUCAACCCCUGCUACAACGGUGCCUUGUGAGAGACUGUUCUCACUCUCAGGUCACAUCGUUCAAAAGAAAAGGGCCACAUUGUCCCCUGAUAAUGUCAACAGACUGGUCUGUCUCAGCAACUGGCUGAAUGUAAAGGAGGACUAAGCAAAAUAGUUUCUACUUCAUAAUUAAUGUUCUCAACUCUCAGCAAUACAACGUUACAAUGAGUACAAUUGUUUGUAUUCAUUCCUUUAUUAUUAUUAUAUUUUCCAAUUUCCAUAUUUGCAAUGACUAUACUUUGGAAUUUUUUUGCAGUCCACUUAGAAUUCAACAUGGAAAUCAUUUUUGUUUUUUAUUUGCAUUGAUUGUUUUGAAAUUCAAAUGGCACUUACAUGCCUGUUUUUAUUUCUGUAAUAAAUAUGGCUUUCAAGCCAACAGUUAAUUUGGAGGAUAUUGAUGGUUUAUUGCAGGUAUGUUGUUUACAUGAGAAAAUCUGUGUUACAAGUUAAACAAAAAUUCCAAUAAACAAUCAUAUUUUGAAUUUAAAUAGUUUCUUUGUCUUGAGUUUACAUUAAUUAUUUACGUUUUACAUUUACAUAUCCAAAAAGUUUGUCUUUUAAUUGCGAUUAAUCGCGAUUAAUUUCAAAAGAUUGUGCGAUUAAUUAGUUAAUUUUUUUUAAUCGAUUGACAGCACUAAUUUUAAGUUAAAUGUACAGUGUUGAAACAUGUAAAAAAGAUCUAUAUAAGAUUUUAAAAAUGUCAAGAUCAAAUGCCUGAGUAACAGGGUAUUAUGUGUAUGUUUUCGUGUGCGUGUGUUUGUGGGUGUUUCCAAAAUAUUUUCAAAAUAAAGAAAAACAAGACAAAGCUGUGCAGUUUGUUUCUGUGUAAGUUUAUAAACAAAAUGAUUGGAACACAAUUGUGAUUCUGUGAUUCUAAAGGGCACCAGGUGAAAUCUUGCCUAGGGCAGCAAAUUGGCCAGCAAAUUGUGCUCAUUGUUAAAUAGCCUUUGUGGCUAUACUGCACUGAUUUGCUUAAUAUGUCCAAUUUAUAAUAACACAGUUUUCUGUAGGAAUUCUGUAUGCAACUCUAUGUUUUCCUAUAGCUUUAGAAACAGUAUGGUCACUGCUCAAAAACAUGAUGGGAAAUCAGCCUUGUAGUCUAGUAGCCAACUAGGUGAACCCGGAAAUGUUGAGUACACCAAAGUUUUAUUGCAUGAAUGGGAAGUAUAGGUCCCCAACAUACAGAAACUACCGGAUGCUAAUUUGCAUAUGUUGAGCAAUUUGCAUAAUUUGCAUAAUUAGCAAUAUUAGCUUAAUCGUCCAUUUUGACCACAUAUUUUGCACUAAAUGGCCAAUUUCUACAAUAUGUGAGUGGUUUUAGAGGUUUUAGAUGAUGCUGAUUUCAUUUCUGGCAUUUUCAGAUUUUAAAGAGCUAAUUUUAUUACAUAUUUUGAUUUAUUUAUUCAAAUUUUUAUUACUUUCAGUCAUAAUUU